Aspergillus costaricaensis CBS 115574 is the source of this 789-nucleotide messenger RNA. RefSeq names its product sulfotransferase family protein. The record is from RefSeq and is a predicted model, not a curated record. The coding region runs from base 1 to 789 and encodes 262 amino acids. NCBI's taxonomy places the organism in Eukaryota, Fungi, Ascomycota, Eurotiomycetes, Eurotiales, Aspergillaceae. The transcript has a single exon.
AUGGGCCAAUCUCCCUCGACCCCCCAACCCGGCACCAAACUCAGCGUCAUCGGCGCAGGCCUCCCCCGAACCGGCACAGCAUCCUUCAGCGCCGCCCUCGCCAUCCUCCUCAACGGCCCAGUCUACCACGGCGGCACGCAAACAACAACAGGCCCACCGGAAGAAAUCACCACAUGGAUGAAAGUCAUGCGCCUCGUCCUCAACGACAACGCCCCGGACCGACAGCAAGCCCUCGCCCUCAUAGACCGGCAAUUAGACGGCUACGCCGCCAUCACAGACGCCCCGGGUACCCAACUCGUCCCAGAACUGAUGGAAAUCUACCCCGACGCCAAGGUCAUCUGCACCGUUCGCGACCCGGUAGCGUGGGCGAAGAGCAUGGCACAACUGGAAGGUCUGGUGCGAUCGUCGUGGUUUCUGCGCGUUAUAAUGCUGCCGAUUCCUGGAAUGAGGCAUUUUAUGGAUUAUCUGGCGUUGGUUGCUCUGCAAUGGCGGAGGAUAUAUGGGAGGAAUGGGGGUCCGGGUGGUGCUUAUCAUAAGCAUAUUGAGUGGUUGAAGGAGGUGGUUCCAGAGGAGAGGCUGGUGUUUGUUGAUGUUAGGGAUGGGUGGGAGCCGUUGUGCAGGGCGCUGGGGAUGGAGGUGCCGAAGGAUAUACCAUUUCCGAGGAUUAACGAUUCCGAGGCGAUCACUCGGACUGUGAGACAACAUGUUCGUCGGGGGUUGAUUCGGUGGGUGGGUCUGUUUGCUGUGGUUGGUGGCGUGUCAUUUGGGAUGUAUUUUCUGCGGAGGUGA